Molecule: messenger RNA, 4328 nt
Organism: Pygoscelis adeliae (Adelie penguin)
Lineage: Eukaryota; Metazoa; Chordata; Aves; Sphenisciformes; Spheniscidae
Gene: VKORC1L1
Product: vitamin K epoxide reductase complex, subunit 1-like 1
Exons: 3
Coding region: 1-348 (115 amino acids)
Biological process (GO): vitamin K metabolic process; peptidyl-glutamic acid carboxylation
Molecular function (GO): vitamin-K-epoxide reductase (warfarin-sensitive) activity
Source: RefSeq, a predicted model, not a curated record
AUGCCAGUGAGAUGGGGUCGAGGAUUCGGUCUGUUGGGUUCCAUCUUUGGAAAGGACAGUGCAAUGAAUCAGUCAAACAGUGUUUUUGGGCUCGUGUUUUAUAUACUACAAAUGCUACUUGGUAUGACAGCAAGUGCAGUAGCAGCUCUAAUCCUCAUGACAUCCUCCAUAGUGUCUGUAGUAGGGUCAUUGUACUUGGCAUACAUUCUGUACUUCGUGCUGAAGGAAUUUUGCAUUGUCUGCGUCAUCACAUAUUUGCUGAACUUCAUUCUCUUUAUCAUCAACUACAAACGACUAGUUUAUUUGAACGAGGCCUGGAAACGGCAACUCCAACCCAAACAGGAAUAACACCUGUUUGAACUUUUGACUGACAGUCUGAAGACCCAACUUCCAUUAAGUUUAUUUUGCAGUAAUUUUUUAUUCUCCAUAUCAGACACUUUCCCUGAGAAUCAUAACUGAAUUUUUAAUUAUAAAUUUGAAGGGGCCCUAUAUAAUUUUUUUUGUGCUAAUCUUCAAUUUAAAUGUGGUUAUGAAAGCUCUAAUACAAUCCAAGACAAGCUUUAACUUUACUUUGAAGGAGUUUUAGCCACAGCAAAACCUAGACUCUCUCUUCCCCCUCCACUUGUGAAGUGGGUAACACUUGGUAUAAAAUAUCCUGUAUAUAAAUUCAGGUAUAACAAGAUGUGAUGACAUUAAAUAUUCUAGACUAGCAUUACCAUAUUUAAUGUUGCCAUGUUUACAGUAUGUGUAUUACUUUUUUUUUAGCUGAUGGACUUAGGUUUGACUAGGACUUAUACUGUAAAUAAAACUAGAAAUAUUGGUUUCAUCCCUGGAGAACUCGCUGUACAAUCAGUUUUGUUAGCCUAGGAGCUGUCAGAGUGUUCAGCUAAUAGUCGACUGACAUGAUGGAAGAAGUGACCUCUAUAGAGAACACCGUGUUGCUGCACUCACUGCUAGUGCUUUCACAAGAAUGAUGGUUGGGUUUUGUUCCAUGGUUGGGUUUUUUUUUUGUCUCCAGUAACAAAAAUGGAAUUAAAGCUGAAACCUGAAGUAUGUUCAUUAAACCACAUCUUCAUUAAUUUCUGUAAAGAAUGAAAAUAGUUCAAUGUGGUCAAUCGAAAGCUGCCACUAGGAUAUUAUAUGCAGAUUGGGGGUUGGUGUAUCAAAGAAUGUUCUUUGAAAGGACUUAAUUUCCAUGCAGAGCUGUUUCAUUUUUAAACUGCGGUCAGACAGCCAGUGUUACUAAUGUUUGAUGUUAUAUGAAUGCUGCAGUAUAGAAUUGCAAUUUGCAGUGGAAACCACUGACUGAGUGGGAUAACCAAGUAGUGCACUGAAGAAGCAGUUACUUAAUUGAUCUUCGUCAGGAUCUUUGGUUUGUGCUAUAUUGGGAAGUGAACUUUAGGCCUGACAUGCAUAAGAUCCCUUGGAAGGGCAACCUGUUUAGCGGGAUAAGUAAGUAAAUAUGCUCCUGAAAAUGAAAUGUGAUGUAGUGCUAUCAUUGCUCUUUCUAAUAACUAAUUGAAAAAAAAAUUAAACCACAGAUUUAAACAAAGGAACAAAUUUGUAAAUGUUGUUUCUGCACUCAGUACUCUAAGGCUGAAUGUUAAAAGUGCCUUCUGUCUUAAAAUCUUAAACCAAAUACUUUGUGUUGAACUUGGCAGGCAGAAGUGUCCUUGCUUUAAAAAUGAACAAACAAACAAAAUUCCCAGCAAACUUGCUGGGGAUUUAAGAGUAUUAAGAGAUCUAUUUUAGUUUUUAGACUGAGAAGUGGUAGCAAUAUUGUUUCAGUUAACUUAAAUCAAUCCGAUAGAACGUUGAUGAUGUUAUUCGGAAAAGUAAAAUACUGGUGUUUCAAACUCUGUGACACCAAGAUAUAUAGGUUCAGCUACUUUCUGUAAUUGGUGCUGUGCUGCUUUUUGCCCUUGUCAGCUUCUAAAUAUGAAGAAUUCCAACUGCAUACCCAUUUAUUUAAAGAAUUAGUUUAACUAAUUUUAGGAUUUUUUUCUUAAACUUGAAUGUCAGAGAGACACUUAUGUUGUAUGGCUAAGUGGAUUAUAAACACUAAGUUGCUGAGGAUAAACUUGACUGUGAAACAUACAGUGUUCCGUAGAGAAAAUAGAAUUUUUAGAUUGAAUUCACAAAAUAGUAUUUAAAUUACUACUGAAGUAAUCUUCUGGUUUGUAUCGAGGAUGUAGGUGGAAACUGCUUUUAUGUAUAGAGUUCUGUGGUAUAAGUAACAUCUGUUGCAUGUAACACUAAAUUACUUGUCCCUCUUGUCUAACAGUUUUAGACAACAAUUCAUUAAAUGAGUUUGGUAUUGACCAGAGUAUAGUUAAAGCUUGUCUUGAUGUUUAGUUCUGUCUCUCAAAUGCCUUGAACUUUGAUAUGAGGGGAGUGAAUGAUGUUAAACUGGUCCCUCAAGGUUUUAUUUUGUUCUUUUACAAGCCUUGAGGCAGUAUUACUGUUUAAUAUGUUGUAUAGAUUUAUUUUGAUGCCUUAGUGUAGAUCACAGGAGUGCAUCUUUUUCAUCCAAGGAAGAGGUGAACACGUGCUGCCUGAAAUGGUUAGUCGCAGUGCUAAUAUCUCAGAACAAGCAGCAAUGGAGACAAGUCUAAUCAGUGAUUACUUGGUCCAAUUUCUGGGUGUAGUACACACCGUAAAAAGGAAAAAGCCCCAUCAGCUGAAAGUAUAGGUGUUGACUAACUUCACUGUGUCUUGUGCUUGUCUGUGUGGGCAUAGUCUGUUAAUUCAGUUUGUUUAGUAAAAUUGUUUAGGGCCAGAUUUUCAGCAGUCGUGUCUGCAGUCCUUGUUUGUGUGCCCAUUGGGAUCAAAUGGAAAUUGAGUUUGGUCUCUGGAAGAAUUUGCAGCUACACUUUGUGCACGAACUUGCAAAUCUGAUCCUUAAUUGUGAACUCUCUUGUCUUGUAUGCUUUUCUUGCAGUUACUUUUUACUGGAAGUGAUUUGCUAGAAAUGGCCGUAACUCUUCUACUUUCUCUCUUGUGCUUCAGAAAUGCAGUUGGCCUGAAUAAAGGGCAAAAUAAUAUUAGCAGUAGAAAUUUGGACCUUUUUGCUUCCAGUUCUUUGACUCUUUCCUCAUUGCUCCCAAUGAUAGAAACAGCGUAUUUCUUCCAGUAAAAUGGCUCAGGUUACAAUUAGUAAUGUGAUGGAAAUUUGACGAGUGCUUCAUGCAACUGCCCCCAACCAAAACAAGUAUCGUGGCAAAUGUGUGCUUGCUAUUAAUUUGAGCCUUAGAAAUCCGAAGGCAAAUUCUGAGAAAUCUUGAGGAUACAAGAGUAGAGUAUGGGUAAAAGCUAGUAAAUAAUACCUGGUCUGGUGAAAUUACCUGUGGACGUCUUGCUGCAAUCAUUCUUAUGCUGCAUUCAUGCAGUCCAAACAUAAGAGCUUGAAUGAACCCAAUCAGAGGCCUUUUUGGUUGUGGUUUCAACACUCAUGAGAACGGAGGGGAAAAAAUUCAUAAUUUACAAACAGUGGUUCUGAAUUUGGGCUCCCCCCCCCACCCCCCACCGCUGCUCUCAGAAGUUCUGCAGGGAGGAGCGGAUUGUAAAGGCAAAAUAACCUCAUCCCAAAACCUGCUUAGGAACUAAACAUUCCUGAAAUCCUCUUACUGUAAGGUACUUGCUACUCUUAAGGCCAACGAAGCAUUCAAGUCUCGUUUAGGAAAUGAACAUUCUUGAAGUUUCUUAUUGUAAAGUGUUUGCAAUGCUAAGGCCAAUGAAACAUUCCCUACCACCUUUAUCUAAAGUGACAAUAAUUCUCUCAUUAUGAGAUUUCUGCAUAUUGUAGUAGGCAUUUGUCUUCUGCUGUACAGAGUCUCUCGAUUGCUCAAAAAGAUUGGUGAGGUGCUUCAGGCUGCACUUGAUGCUCCUAAUUUAUAUGGGCUAAAGUCAGAGAGAUCUAAUAGCUUUGGUUCUGCCAAUGUUGUUUAAAUGUGAUCUAGACAAAACUGGUCCAGAAAAGAUGAAGUAUUCUGUUACCAUAAACUGUAUUAAGCAUGGCCUAAAUAUUAGGUGUUUGUUCUGUAUAGUAUGUUCCAUCAACUAUUUAUUACUAGUGCUUUAAACUCCAAAUUAAACAUCCAUUUAAAUGGAGUCAUUGGGCAGAUGUUCCUUUUAUCAAUAUAGGUUGAGAGAUUCUCUAUUGGAGAUUUAGGAUACAAUUUUGCUAACAGGUAAACCAAUGUAAAUAUGUACGAAUUCUAUUUGUUGCACAUAACUUUUUGGUAUAAAAAAUAAAUGUAGAAAUUACCUGUGGACGUCUUGCUGCAAUCAUUCUUAUGCUGCAUUCAUGCAGUCCAAACAUAAGAGCU